AUGUCUUGGUCUCGUAGGGCCUUGAUCUCUGCAUUUGUAGGUCUAUUUGCCGCGACGUUUAUCCUGUCCUUCGUCAAGUAUUCCACGAAGGUGUAUGAUGCAUAUGCCACGAGCGCAUUCUCAAAACAUUCAGCGCUAACUACGGCGAACGUCGUGUACACUAUCAUGAAUAUGGUCACCUAUCCAGUCAUGGCUAAGUUAUCGAACGCGGGCGGUAUAUUCGAAUCGAUUGGUGAUACCGGCUUCACCAUUAUGCAGCAGAUAUUCAUCGCUGACACCACAAGCUUACUCAAUCGCGGCCUUUGGUCUUCUCUCCCGGAAUCUGUCACUGCCAUCCCUACACUAUAUCUUGGAACUAUCGUUGCCGAUAGCGUAUUGGAGCACUCGACCUGGCGAUGGGGAUACGGCAUGUGGGCUCUCAUCUUCCCUUUCUGCGCUGCGCCUCUCAUCAUUUCAAUGUUUAUUCUCCAACGCCGCGCCAAGAAGAAUGGAUAUAAGAACAAGAGCGCUUGGGCAUCAUCACCCGCUGGUGCGUCCCUUCUCGAACGGGUGCACCGCCUUGUAUGGACGGACUUGGAUUUCCUAGGAGCCUUCUUCCUCGUGGUGGGACUUGGUCUUGCACUCAUUCCCCUGUCUCUUACUGGCUCCAAGAACAGUGACCGAUGGCACGAGGGGUCUUUCAUCGCCAUGCUUGUUAUCGGUGUUGUAGUAGUCGGAGUCUUCUUCCUUUGGGAUGCAAAGUUUGCCGUCAAGCCAUUCGUGCCCUUCCGCAUGAUCAGAGAGCGCACCGUGGUUGCCGCGUGCAUCUUGUCGAUUCUCGACUUCUUCCACUAUUCCUGCUUCACUCUAUUCUUUCCCAGUUAUCUUCAGGUUGCUGGAGGCUACUCCGCUGGCCAUGCCUCGAGGAUCGAUAACGGUCUCCGUGUCUCUUUCCAGAUUGCCUCGGUCUUCGUGGGCAUCCUUAUGAGAUACUUCAAAAAGUCUCAGGUGUUCGUUUUCAUUGGUGUACCGCUUGUCAUUCUCGGCCAGGGGCUUCAGAUUUACUUCACAAAUAUGCACGGUGAUGGACCUGCAAACGAGCCAUCAUUCGUGACUGCAAAGGUCCUUGUUGGUGUUGGCAGGGCCUUCUACCAGACUGCUGCACAAGUCUCUAUUCAGGCAAUUGUCAAGAAGGAAGAUGUCGCGGUCGUAACAGCUGUAUACUAUGCCGCAAUGAACUUUGGAGCAGCUAUUGGCACAAGCGUUGGCGGUGCCAUUUGGAACAACCUACUCCCCGAUAAGUUAGCCAAGUAUCUUCCGGCAGAGGGCAAGAAACAAGCGCAGGCAAUCUACAAGUCUAUCGUCACAGCAAAGAAGUUCGCUAAGGGUAGCGAGAUGCGGUCGGCCAUUGAUCUGUCAUAUCGAGAGACACAGCAGACCCUGGCCAUCGCAGCGACUGCAGCACUAGCGCCGAUGUUGAUAGUCAUGUUCGCCUUGAAGAACGUAGACCUCAGCAAGAGACAGGCUGAACAGGAGCAUGAUUCUGACGAAGAAGAGCAGACUCCAGUGGGGAAGGACACCGCGCAUGUCGACGAGAAGACAGUUGAUCGCCAAGUCAAGGAGCUAUGA
Messenger RNA from Phaeoacremonium minimum UCRPA7, 1608 nucleotides. RefSeq names its product putative siderophore iron transporter mira protein. NCBI's taxonomy places the organism in Eukaryota, Fungi, Ascomycota, Sordariomycetes, Togniniales, Togniniaceae. Bases 1 to 1608 code for a protein of 535 amino acids. Gene Ontology annotation, molecular function: siderophore-iron transmembrane transporter activity. Gene Ontology annotation, biological process: siderophore transmembrane transport. The transcript is spliced from 5 exons. The record is from RefSeq and is a predicted model, not a curated record.